AUGACCAGCUCGGACGCUCUGAGGGAUCCAAUGGUCUGGAAGUUCGAAUUCCGGCAUCUUCGGAAGGGCAUCACUUUUCAAAACAUUUUUGAGUCCUCCACCGGAUGUACCGCGAACAAUUGGACUGGAAGCGCGUUCAAGGUCGCAGGCGGGUACUCGUGGGGCGAUGUGGCGGCAGAGGCUCAGAAGCACAACGCCGUUAUUGUCACUGGUGGUACUCCCUCUCUUGGGGCUCUUGGAGGCUAG
Cladophialophora psammophila CBS 110553 is the source of this 246-nucleotide messenger RNA. RefSeq lists its product as uncharacterized. The coding region runs from base 1 to 246 and encodes 81 amino acids. NCBI's taxonomy places the organism in Eukaryota, Fungi, Ascomycota, Eurotiomycetes, Chaetothyriales, Herpotrichiellaceae. The record is from RefSeq and is a predicted model, not a curated record. The transcript has a single exon.